AUGGCUAAAGCAAAUUACUCGCUAGUGACUGAGUUUAUCCUUAUAGGGCUAACAGACCAGCCAGAGCUCCAGAUGCCCCUCUUCCUCCUGUUUCUGGGCAUCUAUGUAGUCACUGUGGUUGGGAACCUGGGCAUGAUCAUAUUGAUUAGACUCAGCUCUCAUCUUCACACCCCCAUGUACUAUUUCCUUUGCAGUUUGUCUUUCAUUGAUCUCUGUCAAUCAACUAUCAUCACUCCCAAAAUGCUGGUGAACUUUGUGUCAGAGAAGAACACUAUCUCCUACCCUAACUGCAUGACUCAGUUCUAUUUUUUUGUCAUUUUUGUAAUUUCUGAAUGCCAAAUGUUGGCUGUGAUGGCAUAUGACCGCUAUGUUGCUAUAUGCCAUCCCCUUCUUUAUAGUCUUACCAUGUCCUUUCAGGUGUGCUCAUGGUUGGUGAGUGGGGUGUAUGCAUUGGGCCUGGUGGGGGCCACAGCUCACACAGGCUGCUUGCUUAGAGUGCUCUUCUGUAAGGAAAAUGUUAUCAAUCAUUACUUCUGUGAUCUCCUUCCACUCUUGAAGCUCUCUUGUUCUAGUACCUAUAUCAAUGAAGUCUUGGAUUUGGCCUUCAGUUCAUUUAAUGUCCUUUGCCCAACCCUGAUCAUUAUUUGUUCUUAUGUUUUUAUCAUUGCUAGCAUUUUAAAAAUUCAAUCCACUGAAGGCAGAUCAAAAGCCUUCAGGACCUGCAGCUCCCAUAUUGUAGCAGUUGGGGUCUUCUUUGGCUCUGGUGCAUUCAUGUACCUGCAACCAUCUUUAGUCAGCUCCAUGAAUCAGGGAAAAGUGGCCUCUGUCUUUUAUACUAUCGUUGUGCCCUUGCUAAACCCCCUCAUCUACAGUCUGAGAAAUAAGGAUGUCAAAAUUGCCUUGAAAAAAGUUGUAGAAAAAACAUUCCAGUGA
This is a messenger RNA of Trichosurus vulpecula (common brushtail), 933 nucleotides long. Its product is annotated as olfactory receptor 150-like. The coding region runs from base 1 to 933 and encodes 310 amino acids. NCBI's taxonomy places the organism in Eukaryota, Metazoa, Chordata, Mammalia, Diprotodontia, Phalangeridae. The record is from RefSeq and is a predicted model, not a curated record. The transcript has a single exon. Gene Ontology annotation, cellular component: membrane. Gene Ontology annotation, biological process: G protein-coupled receptor signaling pathway; sensory perception of smell. Gene Ontology annotation, molecular function: olfactory receptor activity; G protein-coupled receptor activity; odorant binding.